AAACAGUGGAGUGCUUCACAUUUUCUCUCUCUUCCUCUUUCUCUUUCUCUCUCUAGGUUUUACUGGAAAUCGCAAAGCAAGGAAGGAUGAUAAAACACAAAGGGUUAGUUGUUAGUCAAGUCCAUUGGCUCUAGCUGCAGUAAGCCGAUAUUAAUUAGUGAAGGUUGAACAAGGGUUACGUCAUGACGGAAUCAAAAUGUGGCUGGCAUGAUGAUGAUAUGUCGGUAGAUGAGGAUGAUGGGCUCUCUGAAGAGACACUCAGUCAGCUAGUCACGCCAGAAGGUGAGGUUCCCCUAGGUCAUGUGAGUUGUCACGAGUCGGUAUCCCUUCAGUCAAUGGAUUAUUGUGAUUUAUCUAUGGUGGAUAAUGAACGUUCAGGACGACUUGUUACUGUCCCACAUGUCACCUUUGAUCCUAUCAUAUUGAGAAGAGACGUAGCCAAAAUGUUUGUAUUACAUGAAUAUCCUCUCUCCUUGAUUGAUCAAACUGGGUUUAGGGACUUCUUACGUAAUCUAAAUCCUUUAUUUGGGAUGGUUUCUAAAGAGACUGUUGAGAGCGACAUAAUGAAAAUCUAUAAAAUUGAGAGAUGCAUGGCGCGUAUAGAACUAAGUGAAGAAAGUGACAUGCCUGCUGGUAGAGUUUCCCUUACAACAAAAAUGUGGAGUUCUAGUGAUGGAAGUCGGAAGUUUUUGGCCAUUACAGGACACGUGAUCAAUCAUGAAUGGAAAAACAAUCAUUUAUUAUGAGGUGAUUUCAAUGCUUAUUUUACAA
Messenger RNA from Spinacia oleracea (spinach), 771 nucleotides. RefSeq names its product zinc finger BED domain-containing protein RICESLEEPER 3-like. The record is from RefSeq and is a predicted model, not a curated record. The transcript is spliced from 4 exons. Bases 183 to 746 code for a protein of 187 amino acids. Lineage: Eukaryota; Viridiplantae; Streptophyta; Magnoliopsida; Caryophyllales; Amaranthaceae.